Molecule: messenger RNA, 861 nt
Organism: Kwoniella shivajii
Lineage: Eukaryota; Fungi; Basidiomycota; Tremellomycetes; Tremellales; Cryptococcaceae
Exons: 4
Coding region: 1-861 (286 amino acids)
Source: RefSeq, a predicted model, not a curated record
AUGGGACUGCGACAAUCGCGAAACACAACUACAGCAGUGCCGAUACCGCCUUCUACCGUGGACAGUGAAUCUGAACCACCUCGACCGUCAUCGUCCAGCUUGAAUCCCAAUCCUCCUUCGACCAUCCUUUCAUAUUUCUUUCUCCCUUUUAAGCCAUUUGUAACUCACGAUCAUCUUCAUCCUACUCACUUGGAGACUCGCCUGGUGACUCGAUACCUCUUACAUUUGGGUUUACCGGCAGAAUUAGUUCCAAAAGUAUUGGAUCAUGCUGAAUACUGGGGAGGAUGUAGAAGACAGAAUACACAACAGAUGUCCGUGAAAUCAUCUGAUGAUAGAGGUAAAUUGGAUGCCAAUAUGGGUCCUGGAAAUCUUUGGUACCAAGAUUCACAACCUAUAGGCUGUACCAAAAGACCUCGUCCAUGGAACUAUAAAGCAGAUUGUCAGACCACUCCAACUGAAGAAGCGAAUAGUACACCUAAAGAUGAGACUGAUAAAGUAUGGAUAAGGAAAUGUGUUAUUGAAAUAUUAUCGAAAGAUCAAGGAUGGAGCACGAAUGAUCCUUCUCACUAUGGUACAUACGAACAAAGCUACUCAUGGUUCGAUGUAGCAUUAUGGCGAAGAGAAGGAGGGGUAGAAAGGGAAGUUGAAGGUUCAAGACAUGCAAUACAGAAUAAUGUACAUGCUGGACAAUAUUUUAAAGCUCAUCGUAUCAUCUUGUCAACCGAUCAUCCGACGAUCAAGCUAGCACAACCAGGUGAUUGGAUCGUAUUGUGGGCAAGGGCAAAAUAUCAGGGAUGGGAGAAUCAUGUCAAAGAAGCAGCAGUUACCGUUUACACUUCACCGUACCCGCCAAGUGCAUGA